CUUAGCUACACACCACAGGUGUGCGUGAACGUGUUAGGCUGGUGUGUGUUCUCCCCUGGAAAAUCGCUGCACGGCAAUUUAUUUCUUUAUCUAUGUGAGGCUGAAACUUUAGGGAAAUAAUUCUGUAGAGAUUUGAUUUUUUGGGUUUGUUUGGAAUUGAGUGAUUGAAGGACAUUCUUUUCUUCUUCUAACCGGAGAUCCUCACUGUGAUCCUCACCAACAAUGUCUACCACAGCAUAUGAACACACAACAGAGACUCAUUCAGGUCCAGCACCCAUUAGACCUCACCCAGAAUAUGUGAAGAGUACCCCAGGAUUGCUGAAGAUAGCAGAAAUAAUUCUUUCUGUUUUGGUUUUGAUUUGUGCUUCCAUUGACUGGUGGUACAGCAUAGGAGGAGGCUGGGUUCAGUUUGUAGCUGCUUCUGCAUUGAUUACAACAGUUAUACUCUUUAUUUUUCACUUUUUCAACCUCAUCAGCCGAGUGACUGUUCGCUGGAACUUCAUUGAAUUCAUUUACUACUGUGUGUUUGUUGUUCUCUAUGUCAUAGCUGCUAUAGUAGCAGCAGUCAGAGCUCAUCUUGCACCAUCCAUUGUUGCUACUGCAAUCUUUACAUUUUUGGCAUUGGCUGUCUACGCCAUAGACACAUACUUGAUGUACAAAGCAUGGCAAACUAUCCAGCAUCCAUCAACCGGUGGUGCAGCUACAACAACCACCACCACUACUACCACUUAUGAGACCAGGACCCAGUACUGAGGUGCUAGGGCAACAGAGAUGUCUUUUUAUAGUUAUUGCUGUAGUAUGUUUCUAUCCACUUCUGGUGCUUUGUUUCAUUGAGUGUCAAUUUGUUUAUGUGUAUGGUCUCCGUCAACUAGUUUAAGCUCUGUAUGUUAGUGUCUUUGGUAAAAGGGAGAAAUAUAUUUUCAAUGCUCACAUUUGGCUUUUUGAAUAAAGUUUAGUUUUUGGAUACAUUUAAAUAUUAGAAAUAUCUUGUAAGCUUUAAAUUUGAAUUAAUAUUAUCUAUUGGUCUCUUAUAAUAAUUUGUCAACUUUAAAUAAAGGUAACAAAUUUCAGAUUUCUAUGUUUUAUAAAGAGAAGAAAAAAAAAGCCAAAAUGUGGUAAAGCACAAGCUGCCAAGCUGAAGACAUUGGACUUAACUUUGAAGUGAAAACCUUGUCAGAUGACAAGCCAGCGUGUACUUGAGAAAUAUCAGGAAAGUAAAAGCAGAUUUUGAGUAGUGGAGAUCUCAGAAUACCAUUGUAAGCCAGACAAACUGUUCAACUCUGCUGCUCUUUACUUGCUCUAGAGUUUUAAGACUUGUCCAAGUGGGAUAAUGUAAGCAAUGUUAUUAUAAAUUUGAUUGGCAUAAAAUUGUCAUACUGUUUCAUUAACAGUUCUGAUUAAUAUGUUUAUAUUUUUUUGUCAGAUUGUAAGAUGCUUUGUUUUAAAUGUUAUAGUAAAUGUCCCAUCCUUUAGAUGUGUAAGUGACUUUAAAUUGACUUUAUUUUAGUUUCAAAGGUUCAUCUGAAGAUCUGGUCAUAUCUAUUUAUUAUACAAACAUCUUUUAUCAGCAUCUGUUUUUUUUUAUAUCUCAUUUUGAAUUCUUUUUUUUUUUUAUUAUUUAUUGUACACUACUUUACAGUGCUUUUGUUCAGCUAAUAUUUAGAAACUAGAAUCAUAUAAAAUGUAUGUAUCUUAUUGCAUGUGAACACAAUGAAUACAUAAGCUGCGUUUUAUUAUCUCUAGUUUCAAUUCAGUACUGAGAUUAUAGUUCAUCUUUUUUUCUCAUUUCUGUGCAAUAUGGCUUUCACAACCACACCUUUUUUUAUGACAUGACCCUUUACAUUUGUUCAACAUUUAUAACAUUUAUUGAUGACCAGUAGUUCAAAAAAACAUCAAUAGAAUUCAUAAAAAAAGAGUCAGUAUUUCCACUUUUUAUAUGACUUUAUUUUCAUUUGUUUAGGAUCGACAUAAAAUUUUUUGUCUUAAGUUUUAAUGCCCCUAGAGUCCAGACUUAAAUUAACUUUCUUUAUAAAUAUAUUUUGCAUUUAUACUUUCAAACAGCCAGCAUAUUUGCCAAUUUACAAUUACUAUCUAAGUCAUAAUAGAAAAAAAGUUUCAGAAUUUUAGUUUAUUGAGCCUGAAAGUCUCCCAUGAACAUUUGCUGCUUUUAAUAGCAAAUAAGUUGUCUGGGUUUUUUUAAUUCAAAGAAACACAGUGGAAUCCAAAAUAAUUCAAACUUGCACAAGUCUGUUGCAUGUUAUUAAAAUUCCUUCCUUAGUUUGUUUUCUUCUUUGUCCCUAUUAAAAAAGUGAUUUAUGCCUAGUUUGUUAUCUCAGUUCCUGAUGAUUGGAAUAAAACAUUGUACAUGUCCAUACUCUGUUCAACUGAAAGGAACAUCACAUUUGCUGCAGGGCAUAGGCAAAAAAAAAAAAGGCCCAAGAAAGCUGUUGCAGAGAAAUAUAGUAUUCCAGCAAAUCCUUUGCAAACAUUCAAUAAGAAAUACAUUUGACAACUUCUGUAACUUUAUAUUAUCAUGUCCAUUGUCAAACUUUAAUGCUAGUUCUUCUAAAUGAUAGUGACUGAUGUUCCUUGUAACUUUGAAUUUGUAGAUUUGACUGUAUUUCAAAAAUAAAAUCAAGCAUUUUGAAAUAACUCUUAGCUUUCAUUGUUGAAACCUUGUGAAAUAAGUUGAAUGUAUUGCAAAGUUCUUCCAAACUUGAUUAGCUAGCUGCAUGCUAUUUGAAAUAUGUGAGCUUUGAAGUUAAACUUCUACCUAAGUUUAUUGACUGUGUGAUACUUUGUCAUUAUUUUUGUUCACUUGGUUCAAAUGCAUCUUUUUAAUUUUUCCCUUUACAUUUUGAACAAAUUACUUCUUCUGUCAUUCCAUUCUAUUUCAUCACUCACAUUAUUUUCUGCAGCACUUCAUUGAUAUAUAUAUAUAUGUAAACAUUUUUUUUUAUUGUAUUUUAGGUUGUAAUCAUUGUUUUUUUAAGUUUAUAUAUUCCAUUUGAUGUAUCUGAUAUUUAGUUUAGUUUAUAUUAUCUAUCUAUAUAUAUACAUGGAUGUAUAUCCAUCUUUAACCUACAUGUGAGUUGUUUUAAUGUUUGUUAUGCUUUGGGUGAAAUGGAAGUGUCAUUUUUGCAUUCAUUUUUUUUUAUAUUGAAUUUCUACUUUUGGUCAAUGUACUGCUGUGAUUAGAUUGAACUAGUUCUAGUACAUCUGUAGUCAUGAAAGGUCAUAAAAAAACAACAACUAAGAAAUUAGAAGAUAGAUCAUUUCUUUUAGUUGUUUAAUACAAUAGUGCCAUAUAGGCUUUGUGAACAGAGUAGACAUAGCUGUAUAGAGGCAUUAGAACAGUUAUUUGUUGUUUGAGACAUGGUGUAGUCCUACAUGUCAUAUCAAUAUCUUGCCAGUUUUAUCUUUGCUAUCUUUAUUUUAUGUUUUUAUGUAAAGUAGUUUAGGAUUCAUGAGAAGGUUUCAAUGGUUUAUAAUCCAAUUACAAAAAUGAAUGUUGUUUAUAGCCAUCUUUUGUUGUUUUUUUCUAAAUUUAAUAGGGUCUGCACAGAUAAUACCAAUAGUCAUUUCUAUAGCUUAAAACAGCUUAUACAUUGAACACAUUCUGUUCAGUUUAGUUAGAAACACAUUUACAUUUAUAACAAGUACUAACAUUUUACAAAAUGAACUUUGAUGUUCUUGACUUGUAUUAUAGAGAGUACUAAAGCUCUGCUACCUUCAACUCCAAUGUAAAAGGUCUCAUUCAAUUGAAUGCCAGUGUUCAGUUCAUCUAUAAGUAAAUCAUAAAUGUGAAAUUAACUCCUUGCAUGCAGUUUUCUGUGAUAUAUACACCCCCUUUUUUCUGAAUUGACAGUUUGAAAUGGUUUGUUAAACAAUUAUUAUUUGUUUAUAUUAACCAAGUAUCUGUGCUUGCACCCUUUUUUAUUUUCAAUAUUGUUUUGAAAAUGAUUUAGUAGUGAUGUUUACUAAUUUUAAGAAAAUUAAUUUUACUAUUAAUCUAUGCUACUAUUCUUUAAUGUUAGUAUUAAUCUAGGCUACUUUUCUGUUGUAUAUGAAAGUAGAAAAUACAUUUUAUUGUUCAACUAUUAAAGAAUGGUGUGUUCCAGACAAAUUGUAUUGUAUUACCGGUACUAAAACUAUAUCUACAUCAAUUAAAAUAAACAUUAACUCAUUGUAGUUUA
Molecule: messenger RNA, 4196 nt
Organism: Biomphalaria glabrata
Lineage: Eukaryota; Metazoa; Mollusca; Gastropoda; Planorbidae
Product: CKLF-like MARVEL transmembrane domain-containing protein 4
Exons: 5
Coding region: 223-753 (176 amino acids)
Cellular component (GO): membrane
Source: RefSeq, a predicted model, not a curated record